Daucus carota subsp. sativus is the source of this 687-nucleotide messenger RNA. RefSeq names its product RING-H2 finger protein ATL3. Bases 1 to 687 code for a protein of 228 amino acids. The transcript has a single exon. The record is from RefSeq and is a predicted model, not a curated record. Lineage: Eukaryota; Viridiplantae; Streptophyta; Magnoliopsida; Apiales; Apiaceae.
AUGAGUGAUUCAGCCAGAGUAACAAGCGGUAAGGUAGAUGAUUCAGCCGCUGUUGAGCUAUCCGGGAUAAUCAUUAUAGUCACCAUAAUGCUCCUGUUCUUACUAGUAUUAUUUGUGAUCAUUUUUCGCCUUUACAGCGUGAGGCACCACUUCUGGAACCGUCGCACCUCCAGAGAGGCCACGAGUUCAGACUUGCCAACUCUGCAACAGCGCCAGGGACUUGAUCCGUCGAUUCUCAGUUCUAUUAAAGUAGUACAAAUCUCUGCAGCAGAAGAUAAAUUAGGUUUAGAAUGCUCGGUCUGUCUGUGUCAAGUAUCGGAAGGAGAAAAGGCCAGAUUUUUACCUAAAUGUAAUCACGGCUUUCACAUGCAAUGCAUUGAUAUGUGGUUUCAUUCUCAUUCGACUUGUCCUCUUUGUAGAAACACUGUUUCGAAUUCCCCUGAUGACUUGGAGGCAGCUCCUCCUGUUGAUGCUGGGGGUUUGGCGAAUUCACAGCCGCCAAUUGUAUCUUCCUCCGCUCCCUCUUCUUCGCGUGUGAGGAAUGAUGGCCAUUUAGCAAUUGAUAUAACUAAUUUACGGACUGAGGGAGAUGAUCAGAAGUCGCCUGUGGCAGUGACCCCCACAGCCGCCCUCUACAGAUCAUUAAGCAGACUCUUGAGCAGGAAUACUCGAACAAGCAGUCCGUAA